Messenger RNA from Paraglomus occultum, 210 nucleotides. Lineage: Eukaryota; Fungi; Glomeromycota; Glomeromycetes; Paraglomerales; Paraglomeraceae. The record is from the annotation of a GenBank genome assembly.
AUGAAGUCUUUUGAUGGAAUAUGGACUGGACUGAACGAAAAGGAAUUGCUAAACGUGGAGCGUCCUAUCUUUGCAGAUGUUGCGGAUGGGUGGCAGCGGCGCAGAAGACACUCGUUGCACAUGACGUAUCUAUUGUUUGUCGGCAAGGUAGUCUCCGAAUUUACCGAGGAGGCUUGUGUGAAGAUAUUGAGGCUUGUGUUAAGCUAUUGA